AUGGCGGAAGCUGGGAAGAGGAAGAAGGAGAUCAUCAGAAAGCAUGAAGAAGGAAUGCAAUUGACUGACUUUGCCAAAGAGUAUGGAACGAGUGCAUCCAGAAUUGCUACCAUCCUAAAAAUGAAAGAAAAGAAAACUGGGAGAGAUGCAGCCAAGGAGUCACCAGGGUCUCCAAGCAACAGCCACAUGUUCUGGAGGAGUUCAAAAAGUUGCUCCUGUUCUGGAUUGAACAGAAGCAGCGUGCAGGGGACACAGUGACCGAGGCGAUCAUCUGCAAAAAAGCCAAGGUCUUGCACACUGACCUUCUCAACCAACAGCCAGGAAUGUCAGCCAAUGCAGAAGGCUGCAAGGCCAGCAGGAGGUGGUUUGAAAGGUUCAAGACCAGAUCUGGCAUUCACAGCAUGGUCAGGCAUGGAGAGGCCGCAAGUUCCGAUGUUGAUGCAGCUGAGGAAUUUGCUACUGAGUUCCUUGAGGUCAUGGUUUCAGAGGGCUACCUUCCUCAGCAGGUCUUCAACUGCGACGAGACUGGGCUCUUCUGGAAGAGGAUGACAAAGUGUAUUUUCAUCACGGAAGAGGAGACCUCAUUGCCUGGACACAAGCCGAUGAAGGACCGUCUCACCCUCCUGUUCUGCGCCAAUGCCAGUGGGGACCUUAAGAUCAAGCCCCUGCUCGUCACACAACUCUUGUUUGUGCAGUGGGUCAAUGUGGUUAUUGGUCCUGCUGUCAAGCAGUACCUUGUGGACAAUAACCUGCCACUCAGGGAACUCAAGGAGGCAUGCCAAAUGUGGGUAAACCUACAGACUUUUCUACAGCAGCACCACCCAGAUAAGGCUCUAGCCCAGAGACUUGUGAACAGUUUUGACACCGACAUCAUGUCCUCUUUCCGAGGGAUGCUUAAAAGGCGCCAGAGGCAGCAGACAAUGGAAAGGUUCCUACAAAAACAGCCUAGACCUGAAGAAGAACCUGCUUGUGUUAGUGCUGCCCAGUUGCCCUCCUCCUCCUCUUCCAAAAAGUGUUGA
This is a messenger RNA of Pelobates cultripes (western spadefoot toad), 1019 nucleotides long. NCBI's taxonomy places the organism in Eukaryota, Metazoa, Chordata, Amphibia, Anura, Pelobatidae. The record is from the annotation of a GenBank genome assembly.